AUGUCGUUCUUUCUGUUGUUCUUGCUGCAGCUACGACUGGCGAAAUUUCCUUGCUGCUUUUCUUUCUUCGUCUUCUUUGUUUAUCUCUUUCCGUCUUCUUUAUCUUCUCGCUUUCAAAUCUUUUUCCUCUCACGUUUUCUCCUGUUUUGCCUUCUGUCUCUCUUUUCUUUUACUAUUUCUUCUUACUUCGUUUUUUUUCCAGUGAUUUUCUUUUACCUUUCCUUUCCUUUCUUCCCUUCACCAUAUCUUUUCUUUUCACUUUUUCUUUGUUCUUUCUCUUUUUCUUUUCCCUUAAAUUGUAUUUUCCUCAUCAUUCCCUUUAUAUUCUCUCCUUUUACUUCUCUUCUUUCUAUUUUUACAUGUUCCCUAUUUUUUCUCUUUUUUUAUCUACACCUUUUUCCCUCUUCUCUUUUGUCUCCCACUUUUUCUUCUUUCAAAUUCUUCUUUUUUCUCUUCUCUAUUUCUGAUUCUCCUUUCCUCCCUUACCUUCGCUUUAUCACUUUUUCUUCUUCUUUUUCGCCUAUUUCUCAUCCUUCUUGUUCUCUUUUUUAUUUUUUCACCUCUAAUCUUUCUACAACUCCAUCUUUUUCUUCUCCUCCUCCUGUUAUUCUUCCCAUUUUGAUAUUUUUAUCCUUUUUCUUCGAGAAUUCUUGUCUGUUUUUCUUCUUCUUCUUCUUCUUCUUCUUCUUCUUCUUCUUCUUCUUCUUCUUCUUCUUCUUCCUGCUCAUCAUUUUAUUAUUGUUCCCUUUUUUUGCCCUUCUUCUUUUUUUCUUCUUCUUGUCUGUCUUCUUUGUCUUCUCAUCCUCCUGCUAUUGUUCUCUCUUCUUUUCCUUCUUCUUCUUCUUCUUCUUCUUAUUAUUAUUAUUAUUAUUAUUAUUUUCUUCUUCUUCUUCCUCCUCCUUCUCCUCCUCCAUCUCCUGA
Acanthosepion pharaonis is the source of this 921-nucleotide messenger RNA. The record is from the annotation of a GenBank genome assembly. Lineage: Eukaryota; Metazoa; Mollusca; Cephalopoda; Sepiida; Sepiidae.